GCAAUAACCUUUACGGGUGGGCUAUGAGUCAGCCCAUGCCGUACGGUGGCUUCCGGUGGUAUAAAGGAGCAGACCCUCUGGCUGACCUCCAAUCGUUGUCGGACACUGGUAAUACGGGGCGUAUAUAUGAAGUGGACGUAUCGUAUCCACAAGAGCUGCAUGACGAGCACAACGACUUGCCGUUCUUGCCUGUCAACGAUGUACCGCCGGGUUCCAAAGAGACCAAACUCAUGGCCACUUUGAAACCCAAACAGCGGUACGUCGUACAUUACGUUAAUCUUAAACAGGCGAUCGCACACGGACUGCAAGUCGAUAAAGUGCAACGCGUUUUAGAGUUUCAACAAAGUGCUUGGUGGAAACCAUAUAUUGAGUUGAACACUGAAAUGCGGAAAAAGGCGUCAAAUGCUUUUGAAAUAGCAUUUUUCAAACUAAUGAAUAAU
Messenger RNA from Daktulosphaira vitifoliae (grape phylloxera), 440 nucleotides. RefSeq lists its product as uncharacterized. The transcript is spliced from 2 exons. NCBI's taxonomy places the organism in Eukaryota, Metazoa, Arthropoda, Insecta, Hemiptera, Phylloxeridae. The record is from RefSeq and is a predicted model, not a curated record. The annotation marks the transcript as partial. Gene Ontology annotation, molecular function: DNA binding; nucleotide binding; DNA-directed DNA polymerase activity. Gene Ontology annotation, biological process: DNA replication.